Molecule: messenger RNA, 2659 nt
Organism: Microcebus murinus (gray mouse lemur)
Lineage: Eukaryota; Metazoa; Chordata; Mammalia; Primates; Cheirogaleidae
Gene: KIF6
Product: kinesin family member 6
Biological process (GO): microtubule-based movement
Molecular function (GO): microtubule binding; microtubule motor activity; ATP binding
Source: RefSeq, a predicted model, not a curated record
CCCCUCAGCCCGUGACCAAUUAGGGCUGGGAGGCGGGGUCUUGAGUGCCGCGGUGCUCCUUGGGUAGCGUCCCUAGUUACUGUUGCUAAAGCCGCGGGUCGCCAGAGGUGGUGGGAGUUCAGAAGUUUUGGGAGCCGCGGCCUGAGCGAGGUCAAGGGUCAGUGCAGAGCGAGGGAGGAGAUGGUGAGGCAGACGAUCCAGAUAUUCGCGAGGGUGAAGCCCCCUGUCCGGAAGCAGCAACCCGGGAUUUAUUCCAUAGAUGAAGAUGAAAAAGUAACAUCUAGCUUGGAAAUUAUCUUACCACGUGAUUUGGCAGAUGGAUUUGUGAAUAAUAAGCGAGAAAGCUACAGAUUUAAAUUUCAAAGGAUUUUUGAUCAGGAUGCAAACCAAGAGACCAUUUUUGAAAACAUUGCCAAACCAGUUGCUGAAAGUGUCCUGGCAGGUUACAAUGGUACCAUCUUUGCAUAUGGGCAAACCGGCAGUGGUAAGACAUUCACUAUCACAGGUGGGGCCGAGCGUUACAGCGACAGAGGCAUUAUCCCAAGGACAUUGUCGUACAUUUUUGAGCAGUUACAAAAGGACAGCAGCAAAAUAUAUACAACACACAUUUCCUAUUUGGAAAUCUACAACGAAUGUGGUUAUGAUCUAUUGGAUCCAAGACAUGAAGCCUCCAGUUUGGAAGAUUUGCCGAGAGUGACAAUAUUGGAGGACCCUGAACAGAACAUUCACCUAAAAAACCUGUCUCUUCAUCAGGCAACCACGGAGGAAGAAGCUCUAAAUUUGCUAUUUUUAGGAGACACCAACAGAAUGAUUGCAGAGACUCCUAUGAACCAAGCUUCAACCCGUUCCCACUGCAUUUUCACUAUUCAUUUAUCAAGCAAGGAACCAGGAUCUGCAACUGUACGACAUGCCAAACUCCAUUUGGUUGACCUGGCUGGCUCAGAGCGAGUCGCCAAGACUGGAGUAGGGGGCCAGCUUCUAACAGAAGCCAAGUAUAUCAACUUGUCACUGCAUUACUUAGAACAGGUUAUCAUUGCCCUUUCAGAAAAACACCGUUCACACAUUCCUUAUAGGAACUCCAUGAUGACCAGUGUCUUAAGAGACAGUUUGGGAGGGAACUGCAUGACGACUAUGAUUGCAACACUCUCAUUGGAGAAAAGGAAUAUUGACGAGUCUAUAUCUACCUGUAGAUUUGCACAACGAGUGGCGCUAAUAAAGAAUGAAGCUAUUCUCAAUGAAGAAAUCGAUCCCAGAUUGAUGAUUAUCCGUCUACAGAAGGAAAUCCAGGAGCUGAAGGAUGAACUGGCCAUUGUCACCGGGGAGCAGAGGACUGAGGCACUCACAGAAGCAGAGCUCCUUCAGCUGGAAAAGUUAAUAACAUCCUUUUUAGAAGACCAGGAUCCAGAGAGUAGACUAGAGGUUGGCGCCGAUAUGCGUAAAAUUCAUCACUGUUUUCAUCAUUUAAAGAAACUAUUGAAUGACAAGAAGAUCCUUGGAAAUGAUACGGUCUCCUCUGAAAGCAAAGAUCAAGACUGCCAAGAACCAUUAAAAGAGGAAGAGUAUAAAAAGCUACGAGAUAUUCUAAAGCAGAGAGACAAUGAAAUCAAUAUUCUGGUCAACAUGCUAAAAAAGGAAAAGAAGAAAGCUCAGGAUGCUCUCCACUUAUCCAGCAUGGAUAGAAGUGAAUUCAGACACUCCCAGAACUCACCCUUCCCACCUGGGAACCCAGAAGAAGGUCAGAGACUGUUGCUGUCCUCAGCUCCCACACAAGCCCAGGACUUCAGCACAUCGGGGUGCAGAUCCAGCUUGCUCUACAGAAAAACAGGAAUGACAGAGGAAAUGUCACUAGGACGCCAGGAGGCUUUUGAAAUCUUCAAGAGGGACCAUGCUGACAGCGUUACCAUCGAUGACAACAAGCAGAUUCUGAAACAGAGGUUUUCUGAAGCAAAAGCCCUGGGAGAAAGCAUAAAUGAAGCAAGACGUACAAUUGGUCACCUGAAGGAGGAGAUCACCCAGCGGCACAUCCAGCAAGUCGCCCUAGGGAUCUCAGAAAAUACGGCCGUGCCCUCCACGCCAGACCUGCAGGAAGAGAGGCUGCGGUCCCAACUGGAGGAAGAAAAGAGAAGGUAUAAAACCAUGUUCACACGCCUGAAAGCCCUGAAGGUGGAGAUCGAGCACUUGCAGCUGCUCAUGGACAAAGCCAAGGUGAAGCUACAGAAAGAGUUUGAAGCCUGGUGGGCAGAGGAGGCCAGCAACCUGCAGGUAAAAUCUCCAGCAGUGAAUUCACUGGAUCACAUGAAGCCAUUUCCCCAGACAUCGGAAGCCCAGCAUGACCAGUCCCAGAUUCUGUUUAACAAAAGCGGUGUGUAUGCCAGGAAAACCCUGCCCUGCCCCUGCCCCAACCCACGCAGCCAGGAACAGAGUCGCAUCAGCACCCCCCUGGGAAACAGCAUCCCCGAGAGGCCGAUGUCCUCCGUCCCUCUCACCGGUGACAGCCAGACGGACUCCGACAUCCUGGCAUUCAUCAAGGCCAGACAGAGCAUUCUGCAGAAGAAAUAAAUCUCGCCCCCGCUACUGGAGUGUGGUUCUUGCCAGUGAGCUGUGGAUGUGAGCACCACUUGAAGACCCAGGCCUGGGGACGCUGUAACAAUCACAGAGG